CUUCGCUGUCUCAAAAACUUGAAAUUAAACGCUACCCACCGAAGAAGAAGAGGAAAAAACACUAAAGGUGGGGACUUUAAUCUGUUUCAUUCAUUUAAACCAAUACCUCCAACGCCAGGCUUUUCCAGUUUCAUUCAUCAACAACUCAGAUCUUUCUUAAAAGAACCCAAAAGCCUGAACUUUUUGAAGCUAAAAUCCCGGGAGUCUAAACACAAAAGUGGGUUUUUUAGGAGAGAGACGCACGGAUUUUUGUUCGUUGUUGUUGUUGUUAUCAAUGGAUGGUCCAAGUGGGAGUUCUUCAGGUGGAGGUAUGAUGAAUUUUGUUGAUCAAAACAGUCAUAAUGCGUUUGGUUCUAUGAUGAUGAUGAUGCCCUUGAUGUCCACCUCUCAUCAACAACAACACCACCAUCAGGGAGAUGCAUGUAGCUCGUUUCUUCCUCCUCCUCCUCCUCCUCCUCCUCCGCCGCCUAAUUACACCAACAAUAACACUUCUAAUUCAAUUUCUUACUUCUUGGAUGAAACCAACAACAACAUCAACGAGGGUAGUAAUGGUAAUUCUUCAUGUGAAUUGAAGGCCAAAAUCAUGGGUCAUCCCCACUACCACCGCCUGCUUGUUGCCUAUGUCAAUUGCCGGAAGGUGGGGGCGCCGCCGGAUGUGGUGGCGAGGCUUGAACAAGCGUGUGCAUCUGCAGCCACAAUGAGUGGUACGUCUUGUAUUGGACAAGAUCCGGGGCUUGAUCAGUUCAUGGAGGCUUACUGUGAGAUGCUCACCAAAUAUGAACACGAACUUUCUAAACCCUUUAGGGAUGCCAUGCUUUUUCUUCAACGAAUUGAGUGCCAAUUCAAAGCUCUCUCUAUCUCCUCCUCCUCCGAUGCUGGUUGCGGUGAGGCAUUUGAUAGGAACGGAUCAUCUGAAGAGGAAGUUGAUAAGAAUGGGCAGUCAAUUGACCCCUGGGCAGAAGACCAUGAACUGAAAGGUCAACUCCUCCGAAAAUACAGCAGAUACUUAGGCAGUCUGAAGCAAGAAUUCAUGAAGAAAAGGAAGAAAGGGAAGCUACCAAAGGAGGCCAGGCAACAGCUCCUGGAUUGGUGGAGCAGACAUUACAAAUGGCCUUAUCCAUCCGAAUCACAGAAGGUAGCUUUAGCAGAAUCAACUGGGUUAGAUCAAAAGCAAAUCAACAACUGGUUCAUCAACCAGAGAAAAAGACACUGGAAGCCAUCUGAAGAUAUGCAAUUUGUGGUGAUGGAUGCUGCUCAUCAUCAUCCACAGUAUUACAUGGACUCCGUCUUGGGGAAUCCUUUCCCAUUUGAUAUCUCUCCCACUCUUCUCUAAUUAUUAAAUUUGCUUUUAAUAUAAUGUCAUGUAUAUGUAUAUGAUGAUGAUGGUGUUGAUGGCGAUCGCCUGU
Messenger RNA from Cucurbita pepo subsp. pepo (vegetable marrow), 1406 nucleotides. Its product is annotated as homeobox protein SHOOT MERISTEMLESS. The record is from RefSeq and is a predicted model, not a curated record. Gene Ontology annotation, biological process: regulation of DNA-templated transcription. NCBI's taxonomy places the organism in Eukaryota, Viridiplantae, Streptophyta, Magnoliopsida, Cucurbitales, Cucurbitaceae. Gene Ontology annotation, molecular function: DNA binding; DNA-binding transcription factor activity, RNA polymerase II-specific. Gene Ontology annotation, cellular component: nucleus.